This is a messenger RNA of Cornus florida, 959 nucleotides long. RefSeq lists its product as uncharacterized. Bases 121 to 681 code for a protein of 186 amino acids. The transcript has 7 exons. Gene Ontology annotation, cellular component: preribosome, large subunit precursor; nucleolus. The record is from RefSeq and is a predicted model, not a curated record. Gene Ontology annotation, molecular function: protein binding. NCBI's taxonomy places the organism in Eukaryota, Viridiplantae, Streptophyta, Magnoliopsida, Cornales, Cornaceae. Gene Ontology annotation, biological process: ribosomal large subunit biogenesis.
GUCCUUUAGCUAAAGAGAGAGAGCACAAAGUAGAAGUUGCCACGAACGACUAUUGUAGUGCCCUGAUUGUCCUCCGAUUCGAGCCCUAACUUUCGAUGUUCUUGGUCUCGUUAAAGAGUUAUGGAAGCUCGCGGUACAAAAGGGAGAGUUCCUAGAGUGGUUGAGAGAUGGGGAGAGCCAAACUCCUCCGGUUGUGUGCUUGCGGCUUCGAUCAGUGAUCGUACCCUUAAACAGAUUGAGGUGCUUAGUCCUAUUAACGGUGAUCUUCGUGUUUCAAUUUCCAACGCUGGAACUGCCGACAGUAGGCCUAGAGAUGAUGGUAUCAUUGGAUUGCAGUUGUUCAGGAAACAGAAAUCGGAGUUGUCAUCCAGGUCAUGCACCUUGCUUACAUGUACAACAAAAGGACUCGCAAGUGUGAGGUCCAUUGACAUUCACAAAUCAUCAGCGGAUUCAACCACUAAUGGUUCUUCAACAAUCUGGGAUGUAUAUGCCUCCGGUGAUAUUCAAUGUAUGAAAGUGGAUGGAAAUGAAAAGGGGAAACUAUUAGGAUCCUUUUUGGGGCAAUGUUCUGGAAGUAUAAGAUCCAUAUCCAGGCAUCCGGAGCACCCAGUGAUAGCCUCAUGCGGGUGGGUCUCUGGUGCUUGUAUUGUGUUAGAGUUUGGGCGAGUUACUAUGGCCUGACCAAUCAAAGUAGGAAUUUAACAACGCAUGUGUGUUCGUCAGGAGUAGAGGUUGUUUGUGCUGAGCGGGGAUCAGUCUACUUCAUUCUUCCGAUGCUACAUAGGAGUUCCUUUAUGAUUCAGUUUCCUGAUUUAGACAGUUAUUGUUGCCAUUUGUUUAGUUUGGAUUUUCUAGGGGUCCACACAGUAUGGAUUCCCGAGUUGUAUUUUGGAGGAUCAGUUGUAUCAGAAGAGUUUAUUAAUUAAUGGAAAUAUAUUAUGAGGUUUAUUAUUAGAUUA